CCCGGACAGAAGUAGUGGUGCACAUUGCAACACAAGUACCGGAUGGCAAGAUAAACAUUGAAUGUGGGAAUUCGUUGGAGAGCGCUUUUAGUCUAUUUUCUUGAAAUAAAACCAUAUUACAUCAGUGAGUCAUGCCUACUGUGGUGUUGAUGGACGUGUCUCUGUCCAUGACACGGCCGGUGUCACAGGAUGGCAUCGAGGAGUUUCAGAGGAAGAACCUGGCUGUCCAUGGACUCAACAUGUUGUUUGAACACAUGGCCUCGAACUACCGCCUGGAGUUCACAGCACUUAUGGCGUUCUCCUCUCUCUGGGAGCUCUUGGUGCCUUUCACCAGAGAUUACAAUGCAUUGCAGGAGGCUCUGAGCAACCUAGAAGACUAUGACAAGACCUGCGUUGAAUCAGCUCUUAAUGGAGUUAGUAACGUGGUACAGCAGGAGUGGGGCAGUGCCUGUCCCUGUCAGGUGGUGCUGGUUACUGACGGGUCUCUUGGUAUUGGAAAAGGUUCACUGCGUCAUUCUCUGCUAACAAUGAAACAGCGUGCAGAUGACAAGAAGUUCCCUCUCCCUUUCCCUUUCCCAACCAAAAUGUUCAUCCUGUGUGUAGCCAAUGCAGAAGAGUUACAGAUGACUGGCGCCAUGGACAACUUGGAGGAGUUACUUCGACUCAGUGGAGGGGACGGACAAAUCUUCUCUAUGGAGGGACUACUUUGUAUGCAGAGUGUACAGGCAAUGUUUGGUAAGCUGAUCGAUCGGGCGUACUCUCCCUUCCACGCUGUCCUACACUGUGGGAACUUGUCCUCUGACGUUCAAGUGUUCCCUCGACCCGAGCCUUUCGUGGUGGAUGAAGAGGUGGAGCCCAUGCCUCUAACAGUCAACACAGAUUUGGAAAUUAUGGGCUUCAUUGAAAUUGCUGAUAUCUCCAGUCCUCCUGUUAUAUCCAGACACUUGGUACUACCUAUUGCUGUAAACAAAGAGGUGGAUGAUGUUGGCACAGGAGCCACAGAUGAGCCUGAGGAGGAAGCCUCUGCCAGUCAAAUGGCAGGAAAGAGUCCAAAUUUCUGUGUACUUCUUCAUGGCAGUCUGAAAGUUGAGGGCAUGGUGGCACUGGUCCAGCUGGGGCCAGAGUGGUACGGCAUGCUGUACUCCCAAGCAGACAGCAAGAAGAAAUCAAAUCUGAUGAUGUCUCUGUUUGAGCCUGGUCCAGACCCUCUGCCUUGGCUGGGCAAGAUUUCACAUUUGGGACCAAUCUCAGAGGCUGCUGAAAAUCCCUAUGGAGAGGAUGACAGUAAAAGUCCUUUCCCCUUGCAGCCCCAGGUCAAACGAAGCUAUGCCCAGAAUGUCACUGUGUGGAUUAAGGCCAGUGGACUGCAGACGGAUGUGCAGAAGAUCCUGAGGAAUGCAAGGAAAUUGCCUGAUAAGACUCAAACCUUCUAUAAGGAGCUGAAUCGUCUCCGGAAGGCUGCCUUGGCUUUUGGUUUCUGGGAGCUCCUGAAAGGAGUGGCCGACCUGCUGGAGAGAGAGUGCACGCUUCUGCCAGACUCGGCUCAUCCUGACGCUGCUUUCCAGCUUUCGCAUGCUGCACAGCAACUCAAACUGGCCAGCACCGGAGACUCCCAGUACGCCGCCUUCGAUCACAACAUCGUUCCCAUGCACACUGACUUCUCAAGCUGAGCCACAUCAGUUUAUCAAAACGGACUGAAAUGUUGCAGCCUGUGUGGAUCAGCUGGU
This is a messenger RNA of Scomber scombrus (Atlantic mackerel), 1727 nucleotides long. RefSeq names its product integrator complex subunit 14 (gene ints14). The record is from RefSeq and is a predicted model, not a curated record. The coding region runs from base 132 to 1670 and encodes 512 amino acids. Gene Ontology annotation, cellular component: integrator complex. Gene Ontology annotation, biological process: snRNA 3'-end processing. Lineage: Eukaryota; Metazoa; Chordata; Actinopteri; Scombriformes; Scombridae. The transcript has 12 exons.